This is a messenger RNA of Fibroporia radiculosa, 282 nucleotides long. RefSeq lists its product as uncharacterized. Gene Ontology annotation, biological process: vacuolar proton-transporting V-type ATPase complex assembly. NCBI's taxonomy places the organism in Eukaryota, Fungi, Basidiomycota, Agaricomycetes, Polyporales, Fibroporiaceae. The record is from RefSeq and is a predicted model, not a curated record. The transcript has 3 exons. Gene Ontology annotation, cellular component: endoplasmic reticulum membrane. Bases 1 to 282 code for a protein of 93 amino acids.
AUGAGCGAACAAACCAAAGUUGGAGCAUCGGCGGCACAGGCAGUAGAGCAGGGGGGAAUUUUUGCAAAACUCCUCGUAUUCGCCGCUCUUCUAGCAAUUGCCCCCAUCGCGUCGUACUUUCUCUCCAAAGACUACCUCUGGGACGGCAAUACCGUUUUUGCUGCCAUUACGGCUAUUAUUGCUGCCAAUGCCGUCUUAAUUGGGUACAUCAUCGUGUCCAUACGUGAAGAGCGACUCGGGACAACAGCACGGGGUCCUGCAGAGUCCAAGAAAAACCGCUAA